UUGAACGGUGAAACGGAAAGUCUGUCAGACACCGAGUCCCGCCUUCUGAGAUUGGCGGGUAACCUAGCAACGCAGGGACCACGGAGACAACAGUGCGUGGAGAAACCUGGAGCCCUCGGAGAAGGACUGCAGGACACAGUAGAAGCACAAAAGCCCCUUGGCCCCCCAAAGCCUCCAUCUCCUGGGGCCCACGAAGCCGGGGAGGACUGCCAGCGAGAUGGCCUUGGACGCCCUCGCUGUGAUCCCUCUCCACCAAGGGCCCUCCUUCAGCAAGAUGCCCCUGAGGACGGAGGCGUGGCAGAAGCCAGGCAACCUGGUGAAGCCUCCGGUCCCCUCCAAGUCCAAGCUCACCACCAUCGAGGCCAAGAGGAUCAUGUCCGUCCUGGAUGAGGCCAUCUACAAAGUGGAGCUGGUGACCCUGCUGUCCUACGCCAUCACCCACCCAGAGGCCCUGGAGGGGAUGCCCGGUGAGGGCGUGGCGGUGGCAGUGAGGGAGCACGAGGACCUCUGCCAGGUGCUGCUGGGGACCAUCAGCGACCUGCAGGAGAAGGACCUGCAGCUGCAGGCGGAGGAGGAGGCGUGGUUCCAGGACUGCCUGGCGGCCGCGGCGCAACUCAAAGCCAACCUGCAGCCUCAGAUGCAGAAGGUCCGCGACUCCAGCAGGGACAUCCUGCGCCUGCUGCUGACCGACCCCUUGGCGGCCAGGCUGCUGCGGCUGCAGGCGCUAGGCAGGAGCCCCGAGGCACAGCGCUUCAUCGAGGGCCUGGAGGAGCUGCGGGGCUUCCUGUUCGAGAGGCUCCUCACCAGCCCCAUGGAGGCAAGGGACAGAGCCCAGUUCAUCCAGGACAUCACCAGGUGCCACCGAAGGAACCAAGAGGUCAUCGGUGCUCUGGAGACGGAGCUGACCGCGAGGAUGAAGAACAGGGACUCCGAGGUGGAGAAGGAGAACUUUGUGAUCCAAGAACUGAAAAACCACCUGCACCAGGUGCUCAAGUUCUCCGAGAGCAGCCUCCUGCGCACCAAGCAGGAGGCCGAGAAGCAGCAGAAGGCCGACUCCCGGGUGUCGCAGGCCAGGCUGGCCAAGCUCCAGCAGGAGAUCCUGACCCUUCGCUCACAGUACCACAACCUGGUCAUGGAGAACCGGGAGGCCGAGCAGGCGCUGAGGAAGAAAAAAUAUAAAGUGGAGACAGAAAUCGAGAACUGGAUCCAGAAGUAUGACUCGGAGAUGAGUGAAAAGCAGGAGGAGUACGAGGACCUGGACCUCAUCCACAAGGAGGAGAAGCUGCAGCUGGAGGAGCUGAAGCUGAGGCACGCGGUGCUGGUGGAGGAGUUCUCCCAGAUCCUGGCCGAGAGGGAGGUCAACGCCAAGAAGAGGAUGGAGGCCGAGCGCGAGAUGCUGCGCAUGGUCAGGGCCGCCACGCUCAUCCAGGCCGUGUGGAAGGGCUACCUGGUCCGCUCCAUGCUCAGGUCCAAGAGGAAGAAGAGGGUCAAGGGCAAGGGCAAGGGCAAAGGCCUAAGCCAGAUCAAGGGCAAAGGCCUGGGCCAGGUCAAGGGCAAGGGCCAGGGCCUGGGCAAGGAGAAGGGCAAGAGCAAGGGCAAGGAGAAGGGCAAGGAGAAGGGCAAAAAGUGAGCCCGCCCAGGCUUCGCCUGCCCCCAGGCCUCACCUCCUCCCCAGACCAGGCCAGAGGCACCAGAGUGCAGAGACCGCCAUCCAGGGGGCUUUGUUUGUUUUAAAUUAAAAAACAUUUUUUUAAAACCACA
Molecule: messenger RNA, 1761 nt
Organism: Marmota monax (woodchuck)
Lineage: Eukaryota; Metazoa; Chordata; Mammalia; Rodentia; Sciuridae
Gene: Drc10
Product: IQ motif containing D
Exons: 5
Coding region: 218-1630 (470 amino acids)
Molecular function (GO): protein binding
Source: RefSeq, a predicted model, not a curated record